Messenger RNA from Hirundo rustica (Barn swallow), 5948 nucleotides. It is a transcript of the gene GNB4, whose product is annotated as G protein subunit beta 4. The coding region runs from base 160 to 1182 and encodes 340 amino acids. The transcript has 10 exons. Gene Ontology annotation, cellular component: heterotrimeric G-protein complex; cytoplasm. Gene Ontology annotation, biological process: G protein-coupled receptor signaling pathway. The record is from RefSeq and is a predicted model, not a curated record. Gene Ontology annotation, molecular function: protein binding; signaling receptor complex adaptor activity. Lineage: Eukaryota; Metazoa; Chordata; Aves; Passeriformes; Hirundinidae.
CCACCGCAGCGCCGGGGGGGGGCGGGGGGAGGCAGUGCUCGGGCGGCGCCGCCGGCUGCAGCCCCAGCGCCGUGAGACCCCGGCAGGUGAAGCCCCGGACAGGGAGAGUCCCGCGGGUUUUCUUCACCAGUGGAGCGUGAGAAACCGAGGCUGAAGAAGAUGAGUGAGCUGGAGCAGUUACGGCAGGAGGCAGAGCAGCUGCGAAACCAAAUCAGAGAUGCCAGGAAAGCCUGUAGUGACACAACUCUCGCUCAGAUCACGACAAGUCUGGACUCGGUGGGUCGGAUCCAGAUGCGAACCCGGCGCACGCUCAGAGGUCACUUAGCCAAAAUCUAUGCCAUGCACUGGGGAUCUGACUCCAGGCUACUAGUCAGUGCUUCUCAAGAUGGAAAGUUAAUUAUUUGGGAUAGUUACACAACAAAUAAGAUGCACGCCAUCCCCCUGAGGUCCUCCUGGGUGAUGACCUGUGCCUACGCUCCCUCCGGCAACUACGUGGCCUGCGGAGGCUUGGACAACAUCUGCUCCAUCUACAACCUGAAAACCAGGGAGGGCAACGUCCGAGUGAGCCGGGAGCUGCCGGGGCACACAGGAUACUUGUCCUGUUGUCGCUUCCUAGAUGACAACCAAAUUGUCACUAGCUCAGGAGACACCACUUGUGCUUUGUGGGAUAUUGAAACUGGCCAGCAGACCACCACGUUCACUGGGCACACUGGAGAUGUGAUGAGCCUCUCUCUGAGCCCAGACAUGAGGACUUUUGUCUCGGGCGCCUGCGAUGCCUCCUCGAAGCUUUGGGAUAUCCGCGAUGGGAUGUGCAGGCAGUCGUUCACAGGGCACGUGUCAGACAUCAAUGCCGUUUGUUUUUUCCCCAACGGACACGCGUUCGCCACGGGCUCCGACGACGCCACGUGCCGGCUCUUCGACCUGCGCGCGGACCAGGAGCUGAUGAUGUAUUCCCACGACAACAUCAUCUGUGGCAUCACCUCCGUGGCCUUCUCCAAGAGCGGGCGCCUGCUGCUCGCGGGCUACGACGACUUCAACUGCAACGUGUGGGACACGCUCAAAGGGGAGAGGGCAGGUGUCCUGGCUGGCCAUGACAACCGUGUCAGCUGUUUAGGUGUUACUGAUGACGGCAUGGCUGUAGCUACAGGGUCUUGGGACAGUUUUCUCAGAAUCUGGAAUUAACUGGGAGCCAAACAUGUACAUUCUCCAUUUGAGAUCUGGAGAGAUCAAUGCUGCAGCCUAUAGCUGUGAAAUAACAUUUCUACCUUGUAUUUGCAGGUGAAGUUUUUCUAUUCACUGAUUAUUACACAAAAAGGCUUUCUGUAAACUAGAAAAAAAAAAAAUCAAGUGAAGAAAUAGGGGAGGGGGGAAGAAAUCACUGACUUUUUAAAAGGGGCCAGCACACAUAAUCAUGGUGACCGACAAACUAAGAGCCAGUCUUUUUGUUUUUGGUGGUUUGGUUAGAUUGUCCUUGAAGGGUUUUUGCUUGUGCUCAGUCUGCUAAUCCUGUACUUUUUUUUUUUGUACAUAACAGAAUAUACACGUUAUAGCAGCCAAUCAUGUAACAUUUGUCUGUAUGUAAAGAAAUAUGUUUGCAUUUUUUAAGGAACUACAUUUAUAGCUUUGCUUUUAACCCGAGAUGUCACUUCUGAGUUUUGUAGUGGGUGAACUAGAUUGCUGUUUUAAAUGUUUUUGUGAAUUUACUGUAGAUAAGCCAGUGGUAUGUAUGUGUUUUUUAUAAUGGAAGGCAUUUGAAUUCUUUUUAAAGGCCCUGGAGACUCCCAGUUAAUACCUGUCGCCUUAUUCACUCACUUCUUGACCUGCUUGCCUAUUUUUGAUCGGGGGGUUCUUCCUUCAAGCCAGUGGUUCCUGGUUCAUCCAUUGGCAGUCAUGACCUCCAAACACCAAGGAGUUAACGCCAGGUAGACUUGCAGCAACAGCAGGAAUAAUUGGAAAAUAAGAGAGAUCCAGAUGUUUUAGCUUCCUCCCUGCAGGUUUUUGCAUCAGUUUUUCUGUGCAGUCCGUGGGUGCAGAAGCCAAGUGGCCGAGUGCUGUGGCCAGCUCAGCUCUGGCCAGACUCGUGGGUCUGGCUCCUCACAAGCUCCAGCUGAUCUGCACUCACAGUGACUUGGCUGCUGCUGGGAGCCUGGAGCAGUGUCUGCAGAGCUUGCUUGUUCCACACCAGCUGAGAAAUUCAGGAGGACUUUGCCUAAAUUCCUAAAGAGGAUUUAACUGUGCAGUUAAUUGCUUGUAAUUCCCCUCCAAAUUCAGGGGUUGCCAAAGUACACCACAGCCAAAAGUGCUCGUUAGUUCUGUGCAGUGGGAAUUACCAAAGGAAUUGUGUAACUUAGCUGCACCUGUGUGACCCCUGGAACCUUCCCAGGAUAACCCUGAGGAUCUGUGCUUGUUCUGUGUGGUCACUGAGGGCUGUGCCAUGGGGGUUUUGAGAUGCCAGAUGUUCUGCAGCUCCAUCACUGUAAAUAGCCAUUUCUGCUCCUUUCCUGAUUCUGAUUUUGAUGUCAGUUGCUUUGAAAUACAGUUCAGAGACAGGAAAAAUCAUGUGACUGAUGCCCAUUUGAAAGUGCCCAGGGAGGUUGCUUAACUUUUUGGUGCCUGGCAGCAUGUCUGCACUCACCGUGGAUGUUCCCUUGGGAAUCUGAACAUCUGUGGCUAUUUUGGAAUGGGGGAUUAAGUCUAUUGGCUUCUCUUAAGUGACUUAUGUUAAAGAAAACGUGAAUUUUAAACCACCAGGUUGGAAGAUGAUGUUAGUCAUCAUUCACUGGAACUGAUGGGGAGUCUGGGUGUCUCUGGGUCAGGAAGGAAAGAGAAGGGCCCAGAAUCCUGUAGUAUAUCCAAAUGGAUUUCUGGCUGAGAUGACUUUUGUCAAGUUUCUGACAUUUUUUAAUCUGAAAUUUCAGUACUUCCAGACUGUGCCUGUAAAACUCGCCAUGUCUAUAAAUGGUGAAGGUGCCAAUAAAUGUACCAGUCAAUCACGGUAAAUUCACUUUUAAAAUAAGAUAAAAGGCGCUUCUUAUACUGGAGAAGGAACAUUUCCUAACAGCAGCCUGUGGUGUAGGACCAAAAUCCCACUGUAUUGUGUUUCACAGGAAUUCCUGAGUGUUUUGCUUUGUGAUCUGUCUGCAUUUAUAGAACUACUAUGGAAUUCCUGUAACUCUCUUAAGUGAGCAGCUCUUUGGGAUCUUGCAGACUCGGUUUAUUUUUUAGUGGUGCACUUGAUUAUUUUUUUUUUUUUUAACUCACAGCUGCCUUGAGUGAAUCAUUCUGGAAAUUUGUUACUAAGGAAUUUUAAGAAAAUAUUCUUUUUCUAAAAAAAUUCUUUUCCAUAGAAGCGUGUUUUGAACCAAUUUCCUAGUCAACACCUUUGCCGAGACAGGUGCCAUUUUUACAUUCUGGUAUUAAAACUGGUUUCUACUUGUGAAACUCCAAUUAUAUACAGCUGUAUAUAACUUUUCUGACCAGUUCAGGUAGCCUGUAACAGUGGUAAUGGCUCUUGUACAGGUAUUACUGCCAAUAACUUCACUGUCACUGUUGGACGGCUGUUGUCUCUUGGAUUCAGCUGCUUUUAAAAUUAAUUCUUAAGGAACACCAACUACUUGCUGAGGCGUCCAACGGCACCAGAGAGCUCUGCCUGCCUCUGCCCCUCACUCAGCCCAGGUCUGGGGGGCUCUGGUGUCAGCACACGAGGCCUGGGAGAAGCCUGAGCACGGCGGGGAAUCGGCGUCUCCGGAGCCUGCAGGAAGCCUGCGCUAGAUCCUGCCCAGGUGACCUUUGCUGUUCCUUACUGCCCUGCAGAUUCCGGGAGCACAGGAGCUGUGCGAUGCCACGGGACGCCUCAGGCUGUGGCACUCCCUCCUUCAAACAGCAGCAGGGACCUCUGGAGGUUGAUGCCCCAGCUAAGGUGGAGGUGGCUUUUGCCCUAAAAGCUCCAACUCCUCCUAAAAGAAGGAAGGUAAUAAUGUGACCCUUGGUAGGUUUUACUUAAAAGGUUUUACCCCCGUUUUGAAUUUCAGAGACACUGGUGAGUGCCUGCAGCUGCUGUGGGUCCAGGUGUGCAGCUGCUGUGACUGCUGACUGCACCACGACAGCAAACUUGCUCGCAGCAGGUCUUGCAGCAUGGGUGGGCACAUCUUCUCCGGCUUUAAAAGCUGGUAGCAGACUCCAUCCUUAGCUGAAUUUCAAGUAAAUUGUGUCAUUACAGAACUGGAGUAACCAAGAGCAUUGUGCCAAACAGUGGCAGAGUAACUCCUGCCCAGCCUCUCUUCUAAAGGCAGUCUGUUACGGCUCGGGAAGCAGAACCAUGUGCUUGGUGUAACAAGAUUUAUUUUAUUCUGCUAGAGUUUGUCAGCGUUUCCUAAUGUGAUUUAACUUUGCAAGAGAGAGUUCUCCCUUCAGGCAAGUGCCCAGGCUGGGCUCGUUCCCAUGUAGCCUUGGAUGGCUGUUUAUUGGUGGAGAAAGCGGUUUGAGAUUCUGGAAACCACAGAAGGCUGCUGCGGCUUCGUGCUGAUGUUUGCUCAUGUGCUGCAGUAAGGUGGCCUGGUUCCAUCUGCCUGCAGCCCUUCCCCUCCAACCACUGCUGUCCUCUGCUGUGUGAACUGCAGAUCCUUGGCAGUGCUGGCGGAGCCCAGAGCCCAGUCUGUGACAGGAUUUGCACCAUUCCAAAGGGAACGUGCAGCAAGAGGAUUUUCCUGCCGCAGGACCGGGCCUGGCAGAGCCCAGAGCUCAGUCUAUGACAGGGUUUGCACCAUUCCAAAGGGAUCGUGCAUUAAGAGGAUUUUCCUGCCCCAGGACAGGGCCUGGCCUUGGCAAAGCUGAGCUGGAGCAGCAGCAGGUCCCGGUGUGUCCUUGCUGUGUAAGACAUGGGGUGGAAGGAGUUGACUCCUUCCUUCAGUUGUGUAACCGCUCGUCCCGCGAUGAAGUUCACAUUAAUUACUUUAAGGUGGAAUGAAAACAUUGUGAAAACAUUCCAAGAGUUGUAGUCUGUCCUCUCUGGGGACACCGUCACCUCCACUAGGUUUAGUGCUGUGCUUUAAGAUGUUGGUGAGAGUUUUGGCUAAUUGGACUAGUUGGUAUCAAUGGUUGUGUAGCAGAAUGGCUGGUUUUGAGAUAGCAUUUCCUGUCCAAGUACUUAGCAUGGGUUGAUGGUGCACUGUGUAUCCAGUACUCUGGCAUGCAUGCUGGUCACACUCCUCCUACACUUCAGAGGCACCAGAGCCUUUUAUCCAAUUGCUGGUUAUGUAAAAUACAUGCAGAAUGUUAAUGCAGUGUUGUUAUGGUAAAUGUGUGAACAGUGUUACUAAUUGAUAUAACUGAUAACAGAUUACAUGUGCCUGACAUUCUUAUACCACACAGUAUGUUUAGGUUUUAACUAAUAUGGACUUCGGUGGAAUAGUCUUAGGUAUUUCAAGCCUUUGUUUUACUUACACAAUGGUGCUCUCUUUGUGUUUUUCUUUUUUUUUUUUUUUUUUUAAAUAAAAGCAUCUGAACACUCGUAGUACAUAUUACAUCCAAAGGAGUCCAAAGCAAAGUGCUUCUAAACAUGCUUAAUUUUACUUUGCCUUUAGUUCCCGGCAUCUCUCAUCAGCUUUUCUUGUUUUGUUUUUACUUGUUGCUGACUACUUUGGAAAACUUUGGUAAUGUUACCAAUUAUGAAGUGAAUCUGCACUGCCUUUGGAUUGUGUAUGUAUUCAGAAACAGUCUUAAAGCUUUUAUUUAAGCUAUUAAAAAACCAGGGACUUGUGCCAUUUGUUCUCUACCAGUGCUGUUGUAAAAAGACUUCCCUGUGACAAAAAAAUCACUUGCUAUGAACUUUGUUUAUAGCUUUUUUUUUUUUUCCACGAUGGAUCUUUUUCUUUGUAUUUGUACAGUGGCUCAGUGAAAGAUGUUGCCAUGAGUUGAUAUUGUAACCAAUAAACAAGUGCUUUUAACCA